GAGAAAGAGUCGGAAGCGGAGGCGAAGAGGCUGCAAGAUGAGGCAAAAGCUCGACGGCGCGAGGAACAGCACCGCCGUCAACAAGAGGCGCGCCAGAGAAAGGAGAAGGAAGAAGCGGCCCGAUUGGAGCGGGUCGAGCGAUGCGACGAAGUCAGGACGUCGGACGAGGCGCCAGAUGGGACUCAAUGGGAAACCGUCACUCGGAAGAAGAAGACUCGCCGCGCCAAGAACUUGGACGCCUGCCAUUCGCAAGGGGCUGAAGCCAGCGACGCUCAACAGAUCCGUCCUCCCGCACAAGCUCGCCCCGCUGAAGAGGCCGACCAUAGCGCGCAAGUUGAGGAGCCUCGCCUCGCUGAAGCACCCCCGAGCGCUGGAGAGAUUCGCCAGGUUGCGGAUAACCGCCAUGCUCUGGAGGCCCGUCGCACUGCGGAGGCCCGCCGUCCGGAAGCGGACCUCCACGCUGGGGAGGGCAGUCGCGCCGAGGAGGCUCGCCAGGGUGCUUUCGCUCGACCUGCCCAGGUGUUGCAGCAACCUGCGAGUCCCCCUAUUAUCCAGAAGGCCCAAGCUGCUACCACAAGCACACAAGCGCAGGAACAGGUGGCUGAGACCGCUGCCGCGGUAACGCAUCCCGUGCAACCACUCAAUCCCUCGGAGAGCAGGGAAUCGUCCAGCCGCCAUGGUCGUGGAGGACAUGACGGCGUCCCGGCGGAGACUGAACUUCCUAAGGAGACCGCGCUUGCUAACGGAGCGGAAGUGGCAACCUCCCAGCGCGCAGAUAAUGCUCGGCUCGCUAGGGAAGACGAAGUUCGGCCAGCAGCAAAAGUAUGCCCAGCAAAAGACGCCCCCAGCCAAGCAGGGCACGGCGCCAGGGACGCUGUUGAAGUUGGAGAAGCCCAGCGAGACAGGCUGCGCCCCCAAACCCGCGACGGGAACUUGCGCGUGCCGCCGCCCAGGUCCGCCGACAAUGAGACCACCCAAGAGCUUCUUCGCCGCACACAGGAACGUCUUCGAGCAUCCCAGGAGCAAGAGAUCGUUUGGCGAAAGACGGUUCAAUCGCUUAAGCGACGGAUGAGAAACCUCGAGCAUGAGAACUACCUGCUCCGACAGAACAUGCGGCAGUACCGGGCGCGAUGCGAGCGGCUCGAACACAUGCAUACGGUGACCUGGAGGAGGCUGGACACGCUGGAAUCAUCAGGAGCACCGGCGCAGACCAUCAUGCAGCCUUGGGCACCGGUUAUGCCGCAGUACGGCUAUCAGGAUCCAGGGCCCUCGAACCACGGCGGCUGGGGUCCGGGCCCAGGAUUCCAAGUGCCGCAUCAACAGGCGUGGGAAGCCGCGGAACCGUUCCACCCCGUGCCUGCUCCAGGUUUCCAUCCAGCGUACGGUGUGCUGCCCUCGCAAGAAGUCCUCCAGCCUGGCCCAGCUCCGUGGCCCGCCCAAACACGGCCGUAUGA
Molecule: messenger RNA, 1454 nt
Organism: Thermothielavioides terrestris NRRL 8126
Lineage: Eukaryota; Fungi; Ascomycota; Sordariomycetes; Sordariales; Chaetomiaceae
Exons: 1
Coding region: 677-1072 (131 amino acids)
Source: RefSeq, a predicted model, not a curated record